Caenorhabditis angaria is the source of this 1593-nucleotide messenger RNA. The record is from the annotation of a GenBank genome assembly. NCBI's taxonomy places the organism in Eukaryota, Metazoa, Nematoda, Chromadorea, Rhabditida, Rhabditidae.
AUGCUUUUUAUAUUUUUCUUUUUCGCCUUUUUCACCUCGGUUUAUUCAGAAAGCUAUGGUAAGUUUUGAAAUCAGAUAUUUUAUUAACUUGAGAACAAAUUAUAGUUUGCAAUGGAACCAAUACUAUUCAAGCUCCUGCAAAUCUGAGUCAGGUUUUGAAUUUUCCAAAUACAUGGAAUAUUUCGCAAACAAUAGUUCCGAAUUAUGCUCAAAAUCAAGAUUGUCGAUGGGAUAUUGAAGUACCUCAAGGUUACUAUGCAAAUCUUCUGAUAAGUUCAGUAACAAAAACUCCAUCUUGGGUUCGUGUCAUUUAUUCAAAUGGAUAUGUCGAUGAAAUAUAUGUGAUUGUAAAUGGUCCAUAUAUGUUUGUUUCUCCAACAUUCACUGUUUUGCUUCAUGCAGCUGCUGGAUAUAGUGGUGGAUUAGCAUUUGAAGUUACAUAUGUCCCAAGUAGGUUCACAAAUUUUUAUAGCUUCAUUAUUAUUUGAUUUUAGUACCAACAUUCAACCCAAUAAAUUAUGGCGUCUCUAAAACUGAUCCUCAAAUCAUCAAAAAUAUCACCUCGUGCGUAAUCACCGCACCAACUCAAGUUUCUCUUAUCGCAUCCGCUACAAAUCCCCUUGAAUUUUUCAACAACUUACGAAAGUUUGUAGUUUACGAUGGCCCAGAUGCUAAUUCCCCGUUUAUCGGAACACUUGAACAAGUUUUAUUCAGCGAUAAACAAUUAGUAUCAUCUGGAAAUCAAAUGACAGUUACAAAUUUAAUACCAAGUCUACCGUAUCUUGACAACUUUAUCGUUGUGCAAGAUUAUUCAAGUGAGUUCACAAAUAUCUAUCAGAAAACAAAUAUUCGCAUAAUUUUUCAGGUGUAAAACAGUUUACAAGAUUUCGUAUAACAACAUGUACUGGAACAAAUGAUUGUUUUUGUGAAUUGGAUGCAACAAAUGGAACAGCAGCUGUAGUAGCAGUCUCAAAAUCCGAUCAAUAUUUGAAAAGUCUUUCGAUCGCACCAACAUCUAAUUUGACUGUUUAUUACGGUUCCAUUCAAAAUUCCAACAUUGUUAAAACUUUUAAAGCAAAUGACACAGGAUUUCCACAAAAAUUGAACAAUUAUAUAACAACAAUUUCGCUUGAUUCGAAUAUCGCAACUGUUGUUUUUUCCUACGAUAGUCCAAAUGAAAACUGGAAUACAGUAACCGAUAAAAGAACUGGUUAUGUAUCCUCACCAAAUUAUGGAAUUGAUUCUGUGGAUCAAUCAGUGAAUGAAACAUUCACAGGAAAUGAUGUGUAUAAUUAUACAACAAAAGUUAUCAGUAAUGGAUUGGUUGGUAAAGCAACUCUUCAAAUCACAACCUAUGAUAAAUUCAAUAAUAUAAUCGAUGAUCAUAAUUAUACAAGCAAUAGUAUUCCAACAUCAAUUGAAGAUGUUCAUCCAGGAAAAACAUUGAGUAUUAUAUAUCAAUCAAAUGGUGAAAAAACGAACGGAGUAUUAAUUGAUUUCUCGGUUCUGAAAACUGGCUCGAAUAGUUGUGCAAUUCAAUUUGUAUGGGCAGUUUUUCUAGUGAAGCUUGUAAUCAGUUUUAUUGAUUUUUAA